AUGCAGCACUACGGGGUAAACGGCUACUCCCUGCACGCCAUGAACUCCCUCAGCGCCAUGUAUAACCUCCACCAGCAGGCGGCGCAGCAGGCUCAGCACGCCCCCGACUACCGGCCGUCCGUGCAUGCCCUCACGCUGGCCGAAAGACUGGCUGACAUCAUCCUGGAGGCCCGCUACGGCUCCCAGCACCGAAAGCAGCGACGCAGCAGGACGGCCUUUACCGCCCAACAGCUGGAAGCUCUGGAGAAGACCUUCCAAAAGACGCACUACCCGGAUGUUGUGAUGCGGGAGCGUCUGGCCAUGUGCACCAACCUGCCCGAGGCCCGAGUGCAGGUGUGGUUCAAGAACCGGCGAGCCAAGUUUCGCAAAAAGCAGCGCAGCCUGCAGAAGGAGCAGCUCCAGAAGCAGAAGGAGGCGUCAGGAACCACCGAGGCCUCCACCGACGACACCAAGGCCGAGCUGACGCCCGCCGCCGACACCCACGCUACCCCGCCGCCUCCCUCCUCCGCCUCCUCCUGCCACUCCGAGUCAGACAGGCUGCCGGUGGCGGCGGUAAGGUCUCACGAACCCGGCGAGACGAGCGUGGAAGUGAACGUCACCUCACCCGAGCCAUCGGACGGCGAGUCGGCGGUAGAGGACAACGCGGACGCGGAGGACAGAGUGAGGGGGGAGGCGAGAGGAAGGAACAGGGAGGAGGCGCGAGGGCAUGGGGAGACCCACCCCGGUGGCAGUUCGCCAUCCUACAAGCAACUCAGCCCGACAUCAGAGUCCCCCCUGUGCUCGCCCGCCCUGCCGUCCUCCAGCAGCAUGCCGAGUGGUCCGGCCCAAAGCAACUCGUACGCCUCGUCGCCUCUCAGCCUCUUCCGGCUGCAGGAGCAGUUCCGCCAGCACAUGGCGGCCACCAACAACCUGGUACACUACCCGUCCUUCGACAUGAGCGCGCCGUCCUCGCUGCCCUACUUGGGCAUGAACGUCAACAUGUCGUCUCCGCUGGGCUCGCUGCCCUGCCAGUCUUACUACCAGACGCUGUCUCAAGCGCAACAAGUGUGGAACAGCCCGCUGUUGCCGGGGGCACCGGGCGGCCUUCCGGGAAGCCUCAAUAGCAAGACCACCAGUAUCGAGAAUCUCCGGCUGAGGGCCAAGCAGCAUGCGGCCUCGCUGGGAUUGGACACGCUCCCCAACUGAAGGCGCUCCGAUGCCAAGUGCGUUCGCCCUCUGUGUUUGCCCUUCGAUCCGAGCGUGGGGGACUCCACCCCCACACGC
Molecule: messenger RNA, 1263 nt
Organism: Hippocampus zosterae (dwarf seahorse)
Lineage: Eukaryota; Metazoa; Chordata; Actinopteri; Syngnathiformes; Syngnathidae
Gene: dmbx1b
Product: diencephalon/mesencephalon homeobox 1b
Exons: 4
Coding region: 1-1185 (394 amino acids)
Biological process (GO): regulation of transcription by RNA polymerase II
Molecular function (GO): RNA polymerase II transcription regulatory region sequence-specific DNA binding; DNA-binding transcription factor activity, RNA polymerase II-specific
Source: RefSeq, a predicted model, not a curated record